AAAAUGGAAAGAGAACAAAAAUGGAAAGCAUGAUUGUCUUCUUCUCCGUCUUUCACGAGCCACGGCGUAUGCAGCCGCCCCGUUGUUUCUUCAAUCUUCUUCUCCGGCGAGCCUUAGGCGGCGGGGAUACGCAAUAAGUGGAUACAAAUGUCUUUAUUGUAUCAGGUACCGAUUAGGGAAAUUUAUGCUAAAGAGACGACCAGAGUUCUUCUUUCUUGCUUUGCUAGAUAUGUGCGUAUCUUGUGCAAUUCGCACAACUCGAGGUUAUCGUCGCCGUUUUCUACCUAUCAAGUUGUGCCCAAAAUCUCAUCAACAGAUAGAGACUAUAGUGCCAAUUCGAAUGUUGCACGCACGAACUGGCUGAUCACAAAGCUUGGUAAAGAAGGAAAAAUCGGAGAGGCACGUAGGGUGUUCGAGGAAAUGCCCGAUCGAGAUGUGGUCUCAUGGACUGCAGUAAUUACAGGGUAUAUCAAAUGUGGAAUGAUUGAGGAAGCUAAGAAGCUAUUUGAUAGAGAUGACGCUAUAAAGAAUGUUGUUACUUGGACAGCAUUGGUUAGUGGAUAUGUAAGAUUGAGCCGGAUUGAAGAGGCUAGAAGCUUGUUUGAUGCCAUGCCAGUUAAGAAUGUUGUUUCGUGGAACACUAUGAUUGAAGGGUAUGCGCGAAAGGGUUGGGUCGAUCAGGCUUUUGAUUUGUUUAAAAGAAUGCCUGAGAGGAAUGUGGUUUCUUGGAACACUGUUAUUACAGCAUUGAUGAAAAGGAGGAGGGUAGAUGAAGCUCAGGAGCUCUUUAACCAGAUGCCAGAGAGAGAUGUGAUUUCUUGGACGGCCAUGGUGGCUGGUUUGGCAAAAAAUGGGAGAAUUGAUGAUGCCCGUUUAGUGUUCGAUAAAAUGCCUGAGCGAAAUGUGGUUUCCUGGAAUGCUAUAAUUACUGGGUAUGCUCAGAAUACGCGGCUGGAUGAGGCCUUUGAACUGUUUGAGAAAAUUCCAGAGAGGGAUGUGCCUUCAUGGAACGCCAUGAUUACAGGGUUCAUUCAAAACGGCAAGCUUGAAAGGGCAGUGGAUUUGUUCUAUAAAAUGCCUAACAAAAAUGUUGUUUCUUGGACAGCAAUGAUUUCUGGACAUGUACAAGAUGGGCAAAGUGAAGAAGCAUUGAAGAUUUUUUCAGAAAUGCAAGCAGCCAACAAUGUAAAACCAAAUGAAGGAACUUUUGUGAGUGUAUUGGGUGCUUGUAGUAACUUAGCCGGUCUUUGCGAGGGACAACAGAUUCACCAGAUAAUAAGUAAGUCGGUAUACCAAGGAGUUACAGAUGUAGUAUCAGCUUUAAUAAGCAUGUAUUCAAAAUGUGGGGAGUUGGAUAUGGCUCGCAAGAUAUUCGAUGAUGGAUCGACGAGCCACAGAGAUGUAGUUUCUUGGAAUGGGAUGAUUGCAGCCUAUGCUCAUCAUGGCCAUGGCUACAAAGCAAUUCGUUUAUUUGAUGAAAUGCAGGCAUUGGGAUUUCGUCCAGAUAAUGUCACCUAUAUCGCGUUGCUUUCUGCUUGUAGUCAUGCUGGCCUUGUGGAUGAGGGGUUGAAAUACUUCGAAAAUCUCGUAAGAGAUGGGUCUAUAACACUAAGAGAAGAUCAUUUCACAUGCUUGGUCGAUCUUUUUGGCCGAGCGGGACGACUCCAAGAGGCAUUUGAUUUCAUCAAAGGGCUUGAGGAUAAGCCUUCAUCGUCUGUUUGGGCAGCGCUUCUUGCUGGAUGUAAUGUUCAUGGCAAUAUAGAUUUGGGUAAGUUAACGGCUGAAAAGCUUUUGGAAACAGAACCAGAGAAUGCUGGAACCUUUAUGCUGCUAUCUAACAUAUAUGCUUCAACUGGAAAAUGGAGAGAAGCUGCCAAAGUAAGGUUGAAAAUGAAGGAUAAGGGAUUGAAGAAGCAACCUGGUUGCAGUUGGAUAGAAGUUGAUAAUGCAGUGCACGUGUUCGUAGUGGGCGACAAUUCUCAUUGCCAAUCUGAAAAUAUUUAUCUUUUACUUCAUGAUCUGCAUAUGAAAAUGAAGAAGAUUGGUCAUACAUUAUAUGAAGAUUUAACAAUGGAUUUGAAUCUUGUGAUUCCAUGAGCCUGUAACUGGUAGCAAAUUUGCUUGGCCAACCAUAUGUUCUUCAACGUUGCUACACCCAGAGGUUGGUUCAAUUCCUAUGUUCAUCUCCAUAUCUCUUCCCUGCCAUAUUCACAGGCAAAUGGCAAGCAGGGAAGCGAGCGGCUUGUACUGAUGUGAUUGCCUCCACCGUCAACAACUAAGCUAAAUCUUGUGCGCCCUUUGUUACAGGUCUGUUUUUUUUUAGUCUAUGAACUAUGUUAUUUUAAGAAAGGGAUAUAGUGGGAAGCAAAUGUGAGAUCCCACGACAGUUGGAAAGGAGAACAAAUAAUUUUUUAUAAGAGUGUGGAAACCUCUCC
Cucurbita moschata (crookneck pumpkin) is the source of this 2435-nucleotide messenger RNA. Its product is annotated as pentatricopeptide repeat-containing protein At2g35030, mitochondrial. The record is from RefSeq and is a predicted model, not a curated record. Lineage: Eukaryota; Viridiplantae; Streptophyta; Magnoliopsida; Cucurbitales; Cucurbitaceae. Gene Ontology annotation, molecular function: protein binding; RNA binding. Gene Ontology annotation, biological process: RNA modification. The transcript has a single exon. The coding region runs from base 148 to 2097 and encodes 649 amino acids.